AUGCCUACCCCUUCUUCACCUACUGAGUCCGUUGAAGCUACGAUAUCGCACACAUCGUGUCCACCUGAAGAUGACAGGUCUAUCUGGAGAAUAGCAGAGAUGGAAGGUACAAUCGAGUCUCCGAUUCUAGAUGCAGGAACUACACAACAACCUACGCCUCCGCCUCAUGAUUUACGAAGAGCUGAUACGACUGUAACAUCUCAAACUGACUUGCGAAAUACCAAAAAUAUGGAUAUCGAUGAAGAGACAAAUGGGCCCGACAUGCUUUCUCCUAUUAGUGCGGAUGGAGAUAAGCAUGAUGACGCUGAAAUAGGUGCCAUCUCUCAUCCACGGAUUCCUUCGCCAUCCUUAGGUUAUGAUUUUUCGAACGUUAGAUUAUUACCAUCUUCACCUUCCUCCAAAUUACGACCAGGUAGCAAAUUUCAUGGCACACAACAAUCAGAACGGCAGGUCUAUGACGUACAGGUUGAAAUUAAGCAUGUAGAUAUGAGGGAAUCGUUCCUAUGCGGAUACUUGCGCAUCCAAGGCCUGACGGAAGACCAUCCCACACUUACAACGUACUUCGAAGGUGAAAUUAUUGGAUCAAAAUAUUCGUUUCUCACCCAACAUGAAGAUUGGGGGUCGACAGACAAAGUCGAUUUAACACAUUGGGCAAAAUUUCAAGCCUUCCGCCCUUUUCAGAAAUCGGCGAAAAAAGGAAACUGCCACAUACCAAAUCUCGCACAACGAGAGAAUAUUUUUAUGAGAUGGAAGGAGCACUUUUUAGUGCCUGAUCAUCGUGUUAGGACGAUUAGUGGUGCAAGUUUCGAAGGGUUCUAUUACAUCUGCUUCAACCAGGUCGAGGGAAGAGUUAGCGGAAUUUAUUUCCAUGCCAAGAGCGAGAAAUUUCAACAACUAGAGUUGAAACAUGUUGAAGACAAAGGAUGUUUUCAAGCAGUGGAAUUUAGAUGA
This is a messenger RNA of Sclerotinia sclerotiorum 1980 UF-70, 951 nucleotides long. RefSeq lists its product as hypothetical. The record is from RefSeq and is a predicted model, not a curated record. Gene Ontology annotation, biological process: protein targeting to vacuole; negative regulation of gluconeogenesis; protein catabolic process in the vacuole. The transcript has 4 exons. Gene Ontology annotation, cellular component: extrinsic component of membrane; GID complex. Bases 1 to 951 code for a protein of 316 amino acids. NCBI's taxonomy places the organism in Eukaryota, Fungi, Ascomycota, Leotiomycetes, Helotiales, Sclerotiniaceae.